Lucilia cuprina (Australian sheep blowfly) is the source of this 1430-nucleotide messenger RNA. Its product is annotated as class E basic helix-loop-helix protein 22-like. The record is from RefSeq and is a predicted model, not a curated record. The transcript has 3 exons. The coding region runs from base 59 to 796 and encodes 245 amino acids. Gene Ontology annotation, molecular function: protein dimerization activity. NCBI's taxonomy places the organism in Eukaryota, Metazoa, Arthropoda, Insecta, Diptera, Calliphoridae.
AAUGAGUGCGUAGUCAAUAAUUAAUUUUCUUUUCUUACUUUUAGACUAGAACACAAAGAUGGAUCAUCCUAAUCUUCCCUUUGGUUUUGCCCUACCAGGACACACACAUCCACCCAUACCACCAACAGCAAAUAUGUUAGGACCCCACCCUAGUGGUCAUCCUGGGCCAACAUCUAGUCCACCACAAAGUGUGCCUGGUAGAAGAACACCUCUAGGUUCUGUUGGCCUAGGAGGUUUCUAUGCUCAAGGUUUGGGUAUGUUACCGCCCGGAGAUGAAAAUAAACCAGAUUCGGGUGUGGGAACAGCAAUGGAUAAAUCAAGUCCUAAUCUAAUGUUAGCACCAUCAACAAGUAGUAGUGGAAUAGGAACUUCAACAGCUGGAGGGCUAAUAGCUUCUGGUAGUGGAGGAGGUGGAAGUAGUUCGGGUUCGGCAGGAGGUGGAGGAGGUAAACAGAAGAAUAGACAAGGCAAAACUGUGAGAUUAAAUAUAAAUGCAAGAGAACGUCGUCGCAUGCACGAUUUAAACGAUGCCUUAGACGAACUGCGCAAUGUGAUACCGUAUGCUCAUUCUCCUUCUGUGCGUAAACUUUCCAAAAUUGCUACCCUAUUGUUGGCUAAAAAUUAUAUACUUAUGCAACAGAAUGCCAUAGAGGAAUUAAGAAGACUUUUAGCUUAUAUACAAAGCACCACUGGAGCCGCUCCCUUGGAUUUGGCUUCAUUUCCUGCAGCUGCUAAGCUUCAAGCUUUGCUGCAGAGUGCGGGCAGUGAAUUUAAUGAUCCACCCGGUAGUAGUUAAAGUUAAGAUAUUUUUAAUUGUUCAAGGAAGUAUAUAUUUUGAGUAAUUAUUACAUUUAGUUAUAAAAAUGAGUUUAAAGAAGAUCAGUAGGAAAUCGUCAAAUAAGAUCAUUAUUAAUGCCUACAAAUAGCCAAUGUAUUAUUUUCAAUAGAAUUCAUUUAUCAUCCGAAACAGUUUUUUUUCAUUAAGCGUAAAAAAAUAAAAAAUCCCUUUCAUUGAUAAAUUCAAAAAUAUGAAUUUGUUAAAUUAUUUAAAAUUAGUGAAACUAAUUACAUCAGAAAUUAGGAGCUAGCGCUUAAUUAAAAAUUUCUAUUUCACUUGAUUAAUUAGUUCAAAAAACAAUUUUUUUUUGUAAUCAGAAAAAAUCUUAUAAUUAAAAUGAUAAUAUUGCAUCAGUUUGUUAUAUUUGUCUUAAUAAUAUUAUUAUUAAAGAAUCUCAAUAUUUUAAUACAAACAAAUUUAUACUUAAUUUAAAAAAUUACGUUGCAAAAUAAAACGAAAAACAACACCAGCAAAUUUUUGGUAAAAUAUUAAAGUUUUAUUUAUAAAAAUUUAAAUGAUUUUGAAUUUCAACUGAUCUCCUUUUACACCAGUAUCCCUAUAUAAAAUUGUAUUAUAUUUCAUGAAAAAUUUC